CGCAACUGCACGGGACCGCUCAUAUACCGGCUGCCAGCUGAAUAAAUUUCGCCUUUAUUCGGUUGUUUGUGGUAUUGCUGUGAUAUGGCCGGCUGCACCUUUGUUUCCAGACUUUUGCCGUUGACGAGAGGACGUUUUUGUAAUGAAACGUCUGCUCCCGCACGCACAGCUGCCCGUGCCUUUUCCUGCACUGCGACUUGUUCACAGUUUCAGCCAGUCCACGGGGUCAGCGCUUUAACGGGCAAAGUGGACCGAUUCGGUGGAGUGACCGUGAACCUGGCUGAGCUCGGACUGUCGGAGGACAUCAGCGAGAGCUCAUUCAGCGGUUUACUGCGGGAUUCUUUGGCCCAGUGGAAAGCAGAGGGGAAGGCAGCAGUGUGGCUCCGAGUACCCAUCUCUCUCAGUCGAUGUGCUGCUGCCGCCUCGGCUCACGGCUUCACCUUCCAUCACGCCAGAAACGACCACGCCGUGCUGGCGCUUUGGCUGGGAGAGGGGGACAGCAGACUGCCGGGCUUUGCAACUCACCAAGUUGGAGUGGCAGGUGCAGUUGUUGAUGAGUCCAGUGGAAAGGUUCUCGUUGUCCAAGACAAAAAUAAGACACAGAACGCCUGGAAGUUCCCUGGUGGUUUGUCCGAUCCAGGAGAAAAUAUCGGUGCGACUGCCGUUCGUGAAGUUUACGAGGAAACUGGCGUUCGCUCCGAGUUCAGAUCUCUCCUAAGUAUCCGGCAGCAGCACAACCAUCCCGGUGCCUUCGGCAUGUCCGACAUGUACAUCAUCUGCCGCCUGAGCCCGCUCACCUACGAGAUCAACUUCUGCACUCAGGAGUGUCUGCGCUGCGAGUGGCUGGGCAUCGGCGAGCUGGCCAAAACCAGCGACACCACGCCCAUCACCUCUCGCGUAGCCGGUCUUCUGCUUCACGGCCUGGAGCGCGGCUUUGAUGAGAUCGACCUCACCAUGGAGGAGCUUCCUGCCGUCUACUCAGGGAGGUUUUACCAGCUGUACCACAGACAGCUUCCCACAGCACUACAAUUACAGGAGCUCAACAAAUCACCUCAUCCUAACUAGAUACGGGGAAGUAUAAUAUAAAGUGUAUUUAUAACUGGACUGUUACUUUUGAGGAAUUGUGGUGUAGCAGGUUUUGAAUUGCAAGCACACUGCAGAUUUUUACCGUGACUUUUGCAUCUGAAUUGCUGCAGUUUUAAAUGUUGGGUUUAACACGUUCUGGUGGUCACCUUCAAAUCCCACAGUUGGCAACAGUGACUGUGAGCAGCUGAUCUUAUUUUUAAAAAAAAUACUAGUAAGUAAGUUUUAGUCUGCGUUUAUUUGUUACUUAAGGAACUCGUGGGAUAGCACAGUACAUGUCAGUGCCCUAAGCACCAGUGUUAUAUGGGGCCUGCUUGUGGCUAAGUAUAAAUGAUUAAUAUUUGCUGCGUUGUUAAGUGAUUCUGUUGGCUAGUUAAUAAAGUCAAAAGUCAUUGUACAUUUAAUGUAACCAGCUACUUGUUGUUUAACUGAACAUGGCAACAGUAACCUGGAAAUUAUGUUAUGGUCCAAGUUACACAUGUUCAAAACGGGCAGUGAUGCUUAGGUUUUCCUUUUACUAUAUUUCUUCUUUUUUUAAAAAUUCAAAUUCUAUAUUUUAAGAUACAGUUAUAGUUAAUAUGUGAUUUAAGAGUGUUUUCUUAGUCAUGCUAACCUUUGGCUGGUACUGUGUUCUUUAUGGAAACACUCACACGUACAGUAAAUUCCUUAAAGCACUUUGAUUAGUUUAAGGUUAAGCAGAGAGCUGCUUUGAAUCAACGACUGGGGGGGGGGUGGAUUGUGUUGUACUAAUAUUUAACUGAGGUGCAUUUGGCAGCUGGCUCCAGUUGGUUGGUCUACAGUAAAAUCCUGUUUAUAAUAAGAAUAAUAUUACUAAUAAUAAAAUGUAUGAAUAUGCA
Molecule: messenger RNA, 1940 nt
Organism: Archocentrus centrarchus (flier cichlid)
Lineage: Eukaryota; Metazoa; Chordata; Actinopteri; Cichliformes; Cichlidae
Gene: nudt6
Product: nudix (nucleoside diphosphate linked moiety X)-type motif 6
Exons: 5
Coding region: 85-1065 (326 amino acids)
Molecular function (GO): NADH pyrophosphatase activity; NAD binding; ADP-ribose diphosphatase activity
Source: RefSeq, a predicted model, not a curated record